Molecule: messenger RNA, 873 nt
Organism: Metarhizium brunneum ARSEF 3297
Lineage: Eukaryota; Fungi; Ascomycota; Sordariomycetes; Hypocreales; Clavicipitaceae
Source: RefSeq, a predicted model, not a curated record
AUGCCGUCUCUGUCUUAUCUCGCCGCUGCUUUGUUAGCCCUCGGGCCGAUUGCCAGCGCAACUUUGUUGACGAGAGAGCAAGGGGAGUUUUGCGAUUCCCAGCCAGAUGCCGAUAUAUUGGCUCUGCACGAGGAGUUAUCCAAGGACGAGUCACGCCUGACUCGUCGGGAUACCGGUGAGCGUAUCUCGUUGGAGACGUGGGUUCACGUUAUUGCUACCAAUCAAACCAGGCAAGGCGGCUGGCUGACUGUAAGCUUGUGCUUCCACGUCCCCUUUUGCCUUUACAGGCCCUAUUUUUGUGGUACUCGUUUGCGUUGUUCUAAUCCAAGUUUCCUUGAGCAGAAGGCGGAAAUCGACAGCCAGAUGAAAGUCCUCAACAACGCAUUUGCACCAAGUAACCUCACCUUCAACCUCAAUGGCACAACCUGGAACCAAAACGCCUCAUGGGCCAUGCAUCCAAAGGAUUUCGAAAUGGACUACAAGACCAAGUUGCACAAAGGCACCUCGCGCACCUUGAAUCUCUAUUACUUGCCUGGCAUAUACGACGGCCUGGGGGGUUUCUGCAGAUUCCCCGGCAUAUACACCAACCGUGGCGAGGAACUGGAUAGGGAUGGCUGCGUGAUCGGUUCCUUUACCCUGCCUGGCAACCCGGGCGUCCUGGGUAUGGUUACUGUCCACGAGGUUGGCCAUUGGUUUGGUCUAUUGCAUACCUUCCACGGCGGUUGCAACGAGGAGGGUGGCGACUUUGUUGCCGACACUCCUGCCGAAGCCUCUGCCAACAACCUGGAUGAGUGUCCCGUCGGCCGCGAUACCUGUCCCGACUUGCUCGGUCUGGAUCCAGUCGACAACUACAUGGACUACUCUGGAGAGUAA